AUGGCUGGUAUUAUCUGGUUGAUGCUGCUGUCAGUAGGUUUUGUUGAUUCUUAUGUAGUAGUAGAUGGAGAGUUAGGACCUAGGACUAGAACUUCUAUGACUUACAAAUAUGAAAGAACUGAUGAGGUCAAUAAAGAAUGUGCUUUUGUUUUAGCUUCUGCUUCUGAAAUGAAACCUGAUGAUAACAGAAUCUAUAGCAUAAAACAAGAAUUAUCCUUUUUGAAUGGAGAUUGGUGGCAAGUGUCCAAUGGGGCUUCAUUAAUGCCCUUUGAUGAUAGAGAUCUUUUGAACAAAUCAUUAGAUCUUCGAUCUCCGUCGAAUUUAGUUUCAUUUUGGGUUACUGAUGUUGAUCGUGCUCAUCGGUCUAAGAAGUCUGUGAGUGUGAGUGGUAUAUUGCAGAUUGGUGUCACCCUAGAUGGGUUGUUUUCGAGUAAACCCUACGAAAGAAGUCCUCAUUUUGAUAUAUGGCCCGGUCAUUCCCAGCUCUCUGUGUUGUUUGAAGGAGUAUACAUUGAAUCGAAGAAAAGUCAAGGGGAAAGAGUGAUGUGUUUGUUAGGGAACACCAUGUUGCCUUCUCGUCAGCAAGAGUCUAGUGAUCCGUGGGAGUGGGUAAAGGAAUCCGGUUAUACUAAUCAGCCACCUCUUAUGCAAGAUGAUCGAAUUUUGCUCGUGCUUCAUUAUCCUAUAACAAAUACACUGACAAAUAGAGCUAUUGUUGGAACCAUGAAAAGCUUAAACCCAAAAGCCAGUUUUAAGUACUUUGAUGAAGUUCAUAUGUCUUCUUGGCUAGGAACUUCUUCUAAGUACGAAUUUGGCUCGGAAAAGUUUGUGUCAAAAGCUUGUGAUCCAUACCCGUACAAAGAUAGUCUGAGUACUUACAUAAAUACAUAUAGAGGGCUUGAUUUCUGUUAUAUUCUUCAGAGAUUCACUCACCAAGAAGCCUUAACAGUUGCUCCAAACUGGAAAUGCAAUGGUACGGAUAAUUUUUGCAGUCAGUUGGGUCCAUUUAAAUCAGAUAAGGAGAUAAAGGCCACGGAUGGAGGUUUUAAAGAUGUCAAGCUUGUCCUUCAGGAUGUUCGAUGUGAUAAAAGUUCUUUUAAAGAUAAUGACACUUUCACAAGGGUCUCUUCCGUGUUUAGAGUGGUGUCUCCGUUUGAGAAUCAGUUCACCGCAGCACAAAGGACUGGACUUAACAACAUGACUCUUUCCGCUGAGGGAAUCUGGAAAUCUUCCAGUGGACAGCUUUGUAUGGUUGGUUGCCGUGGACUUGCUGAUGCAGAAGGCAGCACCUGUGAUUCUCGAAUCUGCUUGUAUGUUCCGCUGUCUUUUUCCAUAACACAGAGGAGCAUAAUCACUGGCCAUUUUUCCAGCAUCGAUGGAAGCGGUAGGCCUUACUUCCCUUUAUUAUUUGAGAAACUAAUUCGCCCUGUUGAACUGUGGGAUCAAUACACUGCUUCUCGUCCAUACUACAAGUACUCAAAACUCGAUGCAGCUGCUGCAGUCCUUGAGAAAAAUGAGCCCUUCAACUUUGGUUCAAUGUUUAAGAAAUCGCUGUUGACGUUCCCAAAACUGGAAGAUGCAGAUUCUUUUACAGUCAGCCUUUCAUUUCUUUCUGAAGAUCUAAGCCUUCACACAUCAGCAGUAGCGGAUCAAAUCCCCGAUUCAGCUCACCAAAGAUUUGAUAUUGAGAUGGAGAUUCUGUCUCUUGGUCCAAUGUUUGGGCCUUUGACAAAUGGCUCAAUAAGUGAAAAAGAGAACUCGUAUCAUGCUAAAGCUGAAUACACAGAGAAACAGCUUUUCUUAAAUGUUUCUGCUCAACUCAGUCUCGCUGGAACAUCAUACAACAACAUCUCUUUGCUUUUCAUAGAGGGGUUGUAUGAUCCGCAUGUUGGAAAAAUGUACCUCAUUGGUUGCAGGGAUGUUCGAGCCUCGUGGAAAAUUCUAUCAGAAAGUAUGGACCUUGAGGCUGGAUUGGAUUGUCUAAUUGAGGUGGUUAUAUCAUAUCCACCAACCACUGCUCGUUGGUUGGUCAAUCCAGCAGCUAAAAUCUCC
Nicotiana tabacum (common tobacco) is the source of this 2052-nucleotide messenger RNA. RefSeq lists its product as uncharacterized. Gene Ontology annotation, cellular component: intracellular membrane-bounded organelle. Lineage: Eukaryota; Viridiplantae; Streptophyta; Magnoliopsida; Solanales; Solanaceae. The record is from RefSeq and is a predicted model, not a curated record.